This is a messenger RNA of Blastomyces dermatitidis ER-3, 360 nucleotides long. RefSeq lists its product as uncharacterized. The coding region runs from base 1 to 360 and encodes 119 amino acids. The transcript is spliced from 3 exons. The record is from RefSeq and is a predicted model, not a curated record. Lineage: Eukaryota; Fungi; Ascomycota; Eurotiomycetes; Onygenales; Ajellomycetaceae.
AUGGACGCCAUAUUUGUCUUUGUACCCGGUCUACGAUUCAGCAUCCCUCUGGGAGUUUUAUCCCAGCCCGGCAAGCAAAAAUCUUGCUGGUCAUAUGACUGCACCGCACCCACUUGGUUGGCUCCAUUUUUAAUCGUAGUUACUGUUGGGGGUCCCGCGGUUGGUCGGCCCUUCUACCAGCAGGCGCUGGUGGUGAUCGAGCUCUUUUGCCCCAGUAGCCUACAGGUUAUGAGACCGUUGAGCGUGAGCCCCGCUGUGGUCAACAUGCAUGGGUUCGAUCCCAGAAUGGACUUAAAAAUUCCUAACAAAUACCCUGGACAUUUUAACAGUGCCAAGAGACAUCCUAGGAGUGUGCCCUAG